AUGGCGAGUCCUAUAUUUCCCGUCAUCGAUUAUUCGCGGCUUGUUUCAACCGAUUCCGUAAUUGCUGCUGAAGAGAAAGACAAACUCUUUCAGUCCUUCCAUGAUGUUGGCUUCAUAUAUCUAAAAGGCCACAUCUUCACUGAUGACUUCAUGAAAACAAUCUUCUCCCACAUCCACAAACUUUUCGACCUACCAGAAGAAUAUAAACUCGCCAUCGAAGGUGACGAAAAAUCUGCUUUCCGAGGGUGGUUUGCACCAGUGCGCACCGCUCGUAAUCCUGAAACCGCAGAUCAGAAGGAGGCAUUUGGGCUGGGCAAUGACGCCGAUCCCACUCGUCCUAACCGGUGGCCGAAGGAAUGGCCUGAAUUUCGUGAUGACUGUUCGCGCUUUUUCGAGGAGUGCUUCCAGAUGCAUCUGGAGAUUCUGCGUGCGUUGACGGAGAAAGUCGGACUCCCUCGUGAGACCCUCGUCCCUUCAGUCCAGGCCAAGGAUUCCUAUACGGCUCUACUUUAUUAUCCCGAGACGACCGUCGAGAGUUUCGAUCAACGGGUGCGAUCGGCGCCUCACACAGAUUUUGGCACCCUGACUCUGCUCUUCAAUGACUCCAUUGGUGGCUUACAGGUGCGCAACAAGCAGGGAGAAUGGUGUGAUGCGCCUCCCAUUCCCGGCCAUGCGAUUGUGAACGUGGCGGACCUUCUCGCUCGCUGGUUCAACAACCGCCUGAAGUCCACUGAGCAUAGAGUUGUCGCACCCGCCGCGGAGACCCGUGUUCUGGCUGAUGGAUCAGUGACGAACGUAGUCCCUGCUCGAUAUGCUAUUGCCUGGUUUGGUCAUCCAAACCGUGAUGCCGUUAUCAAGCCCCUCGCCGAGUGCAUUGCCGACGAUUACCCACAACAGUAUGAAGCUGUUAUUGCGGGAAAGCAUGUCAAAGAGCGCAUGGCACGACUUCUGGACGAGGGAAAGCUCCCAGAGAAAUGGUCGGAUGAUAUGCACCGCAAAGAGGUGCCAGCAGCUUAA
Penicillium cataractarum is the source of this 1017-nucleotide messenger RNA. Its product is annotated as isopenicillin N synthase family dioxygenase. Bases 1 to 1017 code for a protein of 338 amino acids. The record is from RefSeq and is a predicted model, not a curated record. Lineage: Eukaryota; Fungi; Ascomycota; Eurotiomycetes; Eurotiales; Aspergillaceae. The transcript has a single exon.